This is a messenger RNA of Toxorhynchites rutilus septentrionalis, 549 nucleotides long. RefSeq names its product larval cuticle protein A1A-like. Gene Ontology annotation, cellular component: extracellular matrix. Lineage: Eukaryota; Metazoa; Arthropoda; Insecta; Diptera; Culicidae. The record is from RefSeq and is a predicted model, not a curated record. The coding region runs from base 163 to 549 and encodes 128 amino acids. The transcript is spliced from 2 exons.
GUUGGACAGCCGUGGUGAGCGCAAUUUCAACGUUUGAUUUAGUUAACAUAGUGACUAUUAUAAAAGCUAUUGCGGUUUGAUAAAUUCGUAUCAUUCAUUCAUUUACUGUUGAGUGUAUCUCAUCUCUUAUUAUUUAUCGUAAAGCUUAUCAAUCGCGCCAUUAUGUCUCUUAAGGUCAUCAUCGUUCUUGCUGCCCUAGUCGGUGUGAUUGCCGCUCAACAUUAUUAUCAAGCUCAGCAUCACGAGGAGGAACUCCACGGCCCAGUUCACUACGAAUUCAACUAUGACAUCCAUGAUGAUCACACCGGAGAUGUCCAUGGACGUAAGGAGGCUCGUAAGGAUGAUCAUACUCAGGGAGAGUACUAUCUGAUCGAUGCCGAUGGUCACAAGCGUACCGUUACCUACCAGGUCGAUGGCAAGAGUGGAUUCAUUGCUCAGGUUCAUCGUGAACCAAUCAAGGGAUAUCAGGCACCACAACAGAUUCACAAAAUUAUAGCGCCAGUUCACAAAGUACUUGCUGUUCCAGUGCAUCAUGAUGACCAUUAUUAG